UCGGUAAGUUACAGAGUCGGGUAGGAAAGGGAACCUGUGUGGUUUCGGUGUAUAUCAGUAAACGUAAUUAAUUUUGCUUGUUGUUACAACAGAUUUAAGUAUAAGGUGGAUGUUUUAUUCUCGCUAUAACGACGGUAGGUGAAAACUGACUAUGAUCAAUAAUGAAGCAAGAGCAAGGAGUAGGCUGCUGACAACUCCCAAGCUCCAUCGUCGUGUAUCACAAAGCCAGUCUUCAACCAAAGGAAAGGCGGAAUACAAAUGCCCACCGAUUUCAACUAAAGAUGCAACAAACCUACUUACUGACGGCUUUACAGAAAACUCUCAAACCAACUUAAGCCCUCGUCGCCCCAGUAUAGUGCCAGCGAGGAAGGUAUCGCCUACUGAUGGCAACUGUUCCCCACUUUCUCCAGCCAAUGGUGUAUCCGCCGCUUGCACUGCAAUGGCAAAUGCGUGUAGUCACGACCAUGACUACAUUUCUGUAGAACAACCUCGGAUCCGUCGCCAGCCACCCAUAACCCCGUCACAGAUUUCACCAGCAUCAACUGUGCUACAACCUCGAUGCGUUAAUAGCGACCGAACGAAUGUGUCUUCCCUGACUGCGAGAGAGGACGACUCAUGUUACUGCCCAGAUAUUAAAUCAAACCGACCGAUACAACAACCCGUACCACCGCCAAAGUUAUUGCAACCAACUAUACCCAACCAUGCUAAACCACCGAGAGAAGCGCGCUGCACACUCCGACGUCGGUACUUUCGACAGAAUGACACUGGACCUUCCGAUAAAGCGACAGCGACGACAGAGGAGUUAUCUAAAAAUAAACUUGUGUUUGUAAGUACGAGCAAAACUGCUGAACCAAGAACACAUUCGAGAAAAUUAAAGCAAUUGUCCGAGGAAAGAAGACCAAACGAUUUAGCACAAUCUGAAGUUGGCCCUACCGCGUGUUUGUCGAAGAUGGAAGAGAGUGUAGCGCCCCAAGUGGUUAAUAAUAGUGAUUUCAACAUUAAGACUGAUAAACUAACGGUUGCUUGGUUGUCUCUUGUGAACAGUGUUGGAAAAGGAGAUGCGAAUGAAAAGAACUUGCCAGAUGUUCCUGGGGAAGAUAUCCAAGCCCACCCUGACCUAAACCACGAAAACCAACAUUCGUCAGCACCGCUUGCAUGCGCCUCACCUAACCCACCGAAAGUGCAACAAAUUGGUGGUGAUACGGAUAGUUGUAUUGGUUGUCCUACAAAAUGCAAUCAACAUGAAACUGAUUCCGCAUAUUCUUCACUAGCGUCCUCAUUAUGCAGCCCCCCACCCACUAGUGCAAAUGUACCUCUACUUUCAGGAGAGUUCCGCCCAAGCUCGAGCAGUCGGCCUGCUUCCGGCAGUCGACCACCAUCCGGAGGCAAGAGAGUAGCUCCAUGCAGUCUAUCAUCAUCGUCCUCGUCUUCUUGUGCGACAUCAAGUGACGAUGAUUCUGACAUGUCGGCUUCUUCGCCACGGUCGGAUAUUUGUCGAAGGGACCAAAUGAUAAAUCCGAUGAUAGAUGACUCCCAUACACAUAAACCCGUCGUGGAUAAACCUCAUAACUCCCGAUCUAGUGCGACACGAAAAGGUCAUAAAGUGGUUACUACAAAGAACGGGAAAAAGUUUCUACGUCAAAAAGCAUCUUCAAAACAAAUCAUGGCAGGACAUUUAGUAUUACCCACCCCACCUCACAAAAAGCCAUCAUCUAAGAAAGAUUCGGUUCCCAUGCGUCUCCGAGCGUUACCCACAUCGUUCUGGCAGGAACCAAACCGAGUUAACCCAUCACCGUACAGCGUCUUACCUCCAGUUCAACCUUUGUUUAGACAAGGUUAUGCUGAUAAUGUUGCAGAUAUACGUCCCGUCACACCACCAGCAGAGUUGGAGAACGAAGUAUGUUCAGUGGACGAGGUUCGGGGAGAUUCUCCCGACAAAAGUACAAUAAUAAAUGGUGGCGAUCCCGAUCUUUUAUUCCGAUUAUUCGAUUCCGUUGAACCACAAAAUCGUUCUGUUGCAAUUAAAAACAAGCGUGGAAGGCCAAAGAAAACUUCCAGGGAGAUGCCCCCACCCCGGUUAAAACUCGAUAACAACCCGUGUAUUAUUCAAUCUAUCACCGAGAAGCUAUUUCCGAAGCUGACCAUUGACCGUGGCUGCAUCUCGAUGCAUGCUGCGGAUAAAUCUUUCAAUUUGGAAGAAGACUUCGGCUCAUAUGUCUCUGACGACAAAGACUAUUCUGCUAUUGGACUAUACGCCCUUAGCGGCCAACAGGGGAGGGUCUUGGACGACGAGCAAGAAACAAGUGAUGAACACAUGCAUGUGAUGUCACCGGCUGCUAUGACGCGUGUUACGUCACUAUCAUUACCACAGCUCUCUGUAAACCAAGAUUACUCGCAGAUGUUGUCAGAAGUGGCUGCUGUAUUAUAAACCAAGUAUUAACGGCGAGACGUUUAAAAACCACUGUGUUUGUUUUUAUUGCACAAACUACCCCCUUAAACUACAUGAGAGUUAACAAAUUUUGAAGCAACAGUUACAUUUUCAGAGUAUUGUAUUUUGUAUGGAUUGUAUUACUCUGAAAUUCAAGCACAUUCCUUUAUAUAAUAUGAAACUACAAAUUUAAGUAAAGUUGUUAUGAAAUUAGUUUUGAUAUACAAUAAAGUUCUAUGCGCACCGAACGUAGCACACUCAGGUGUUUCUGCAUCACCAUACUCUAAAAUCAUGAAGCGCGUCGGUUUCACAUCAAUGGUUGUUUAAAUUGUUAACGAACUGUGGUGUGCGGUUUCUACCCUCAGGCAAAGACGGACUGAAAGAAAAAAAUGCAGCUUCUUCUUUUCUUCUUUAGCUUGGUGCUGAAAUUAUUCAAGCAUCACAAUCACUGGCCCGAACAAUCUAAAAAGGGCGUAGGUUCAGAAAACACUUUGUUCGAGGAUUUAUUCAGUUAAACUGAUAGAGUAUAUUGAUUAAUAAUAAACCAGCAUAUUGAUCAGUGUUCAGACGAUAAAAAGGUUUUGAUUUAGAUCCAAAGUUGAUUUGUUACCAUGGCAAAUAUGAAGGACAAGCAGUUACAUUUGAUUAUUAUUUCCGUUUUGUUAUUUCUUGCGUUUCUGUUCUCUGUCAUUGCGGUUGCAACUCCGGGUUGGCACAAUCUGUUUACGGUCUCGUUUCUGCAAGAGUAUGAACGAACAAAAGCAGGCAUCGUCGCACUGUGGGCAGUCGGAUGCAGCGUGCUUAUUCUGCUUGGAAUUAUCUGUCUUUGCAUUUCUGCCAUUAUCUUGCUAGCGCGUUUCUUUGGUCAAGGGCGGGGGAAAGCAAUUCUGGGCGGUGUUCUCUGCAUUUUUACAGGAUGCAUUUACGUAGUUGCGCUUGGUAUAUUUAUGGCGCAGUACAAACCAGGAACCGGAGUUUAUGGAUACAGCUUCGGUUUACUUUGGACGUCGGUUCCAAUUUGUUUUGCCGCUGGUGUUUUCUUUAUUUUGCUAAAGGAUGACGAGUUUUUGAAGUCCGAGUUGAAGUACAGCGCUGGAGAAGGAAGCAGAAUGACCGAUGCACAAUAAUAAUAAAUCUCUUUAACAUAUCACGUUUAUAACUCUCUUCAUAUACGUCUAUAAAAUAAACUAUACAGAUAUAAGAAUAAGGUAGUUUUUAUAAAUCACUAAAGUUUCUUAAUUUGCCUUUAACACAGACUUGUUAACAUCCCAACACAUUCUAUGGUUUUCGUAUUCAUUCACUUGUUAUACCUGAACGUUUGGUUAAGCUGUAACAUAUUAUAACCGUAUUUUUUAUGACGAGUACAUUUGUAAAUAGAAUACGUUCUAACU
Ciona intestinalis (vase tunicate) is the source of this 3819-nucleotide messenger RNA. RefSeq lists its product as uncharacterized. The record is from RefSeq and is a predicted model, not a curated record. Lineage: Eukaryota; Metazoa; Chordata; Ascidiacea; Phlebobranchia; Cionidae.